This is a messenger RNA of Manacus vitellinus (golden-collared manakin), 2852 nucleotides long. It is a transcript of the gene SGK2, whose product is annotated as serum/glucocorticoid regulated kinase 2. Gene Ontology annotation, molecular function: ATP binding; protein serine/threonine kinase activity. Gene Ontology annotation, biological process: protein phosphorylation. The record is from RefSeq and is a predicted model, not a curated record. NCBI's taxonomy places the organism in Eukaryota, Metazoa, Chordata, Aves, Passeriformes, Pipridae.
GUGCCUCAGUCCCCUUUGAGAGAGGUCCAGGGUAAUCAUUUACUGCUUGCCACAGGCCACUCCUUCGGACUUUUUCUUCGACCUUCAGGCCGAAUUGCCAAAAUAAAAACAACGGGAAGAAGAGCAGUACAUGCUGCUUCCCACAGUGGGAGUGUGGCAGUGCCCGUCUGCCCUGCUGCUGGAUCCCAGGAGCCCUGUUCCCCACACCUCGCUCUCUGCAGGAGGAGAAACAUCUGCGUGCUCUGCUUCCCGAGGACACCCUGUGCUGGAAGCUGAGCUUCUGCCCCUGUUCCAGCUGGCUGUUUGUGGCCUGGAUGGAGCCCUCCUCCACUGCUCUGGGCAAGACAAAGGAACUCAUCAAGCACGGCCGGGAGAGGAUAGGGCAAACCAUCAAGGCCUCCGGCUCCAGGCUCUGCGUGUACUUGCUCUUCUUUUUCCAAGUGCUGAACGAGUUGCUUUUUUAAUGGAUCGUUCCCGGAGCCCAGACAAAAGCACCCAGCCUUCAACACCAACUGACAACAUCAACCUUGGACCUUCUGCUAACCCCAAUGCCAAGCCAACAGACUUUGACUUUCUGAAGGUUAUUGGCAAAGGAAGCUUUGGAAAAGUUCUCCUGGCCAAACGCAAGUGUGAUGGGACUUUUUAUGCAGUGAAAGUCUUGCAUAAGAAAACCAUCCUCAAGAAAAAGGAGCAAAAUCACAUCAUGGCGGAACGCAAUGUGUUGCUGAAAAAUGUCAAGCACCCCUUCCUUGUGGGACUCCAUUACUCCUUCCAGACCUCGGAGAAGCUUUACUUUGUACUUGACUAUGUAAAUGGAGGAGAGCUCUUCUUCCACUUGCAAAGGGAGCGCUGUUUCCGUGAACCCCGGGCCCGGUUCUAUGCUGCAGAAGUUGCCAGUGCAAUUGGGUACUUGCAUUCCUUAAACAUCAUUUACAGAGACUUAAAACCUGAGAACAUUCUCCUGGAUUGCCAGGGACACAUAGUAUUGACAGACUUCGGACUGUGCAAAGAAGGAAUGGAGCAAGAGGAGACAACUUCUACUUUUUGUGGCACUCCUGAGUACCUGGCUCCUGAGGUGCUAAAGAAGCAGCCCUAUGACAGGACAGUAGACUGGUGGUGUCUAGGAGCUGUCCUCUAUGAAAUGCUGUUCGGACUGCCUCCUUUUUACAGCCGGGAUGUGUCUCAGAUGUAUGACAACAUUCUGCACAAGCCACUCCAGAUCCAAGGAACCAAGACGGUAGCAGCUUGUGACAUCCUCCAGGGACUCCUCCACAAGGAGCAGAAGAGGAGGCUGGGUGCCAAAACAGACUUUCUUGAGAUAAAGAACCAUGUAUUCUUCAGCCCAAUAAACUGGGAUGAUUUGUACCACAAGAGGAUUACCCCUCCAUUCAACCCCAAUGUGGCUGGUCCAGCUGAUCUGCGACACUUUGAUCCAGAGUUCACCCAAGAAGCAAUCUCUGCCUCCAUCACCCACACACCUGACCUAGCAGCCAGCAGCUCCAGUGCCUCAGAUGCAUUUUUAGGAUUUUCUUAUGCACCAACUGAAGAGGACAUCUAAGUUUUACAAAGGCUUUGAGAAGCCAGAUUUUAAAUGAAUAGGUUUUAUGGUUUUUUUUUUGUUUGUUUUGACUGGGUUUUUGGGUUUUUUGUUUGUUUGUUUGUUUGUUUUCUGUUGGUUUUUUGAGAGGAUUUUGUCCUUUGCUCAUGGCUUAAGGAAAUUGGGACUAACACACUAACUGGGAUGGAACAGAGCUCAACUUUUGCUGUUUGGUGGAUUUCCCCCAAAUAUUUCCCUGCCAGGACUGUUUCCCUGGCAGAGAAAGUGGGACACUGAUUAUGGCUUUCCCCCUGAGUGUCUUGUACUACUUGGCAGAAUUGUAUUCACCCUGUGGUUGUAUUUAUGGUUGAGGUAUGUGCCAUCAUUCACAUCAACAGCCAUGUCCCUGUAACUGGCCACCUUUUUCCCCUUUGUUUUUCUUUUUUGUUUUUGUUGGGGAGCUGUGCCCAGCUCUGUCCAACUGCUUUCCCCACCUACUCAAUUGAGAAGGGAAUUCUUCACACAACCAUGAAUAUUGGCUUCCUUCCUUUAAGUAGACUGACUGUGUCACUUAAGCCACUCAUCCUGGGCUGAGCUGGGCUGAGGGAAAACUGUUCACCAAUUGUUGCUCCAAAGGCAGCUGCAGGUCUGUGAAUCCUGAACUGCACUGGGGCCUUUGAUGCCAGCCAGUCUCUCCCCAAGGUGAGUGGAUCAUCUCUCUAGGUGAAUUAGGAUGCUGCUGAAGCACUAAGGAGGUUGUUAUGGAGGAGCCAAUGUGUGGGAGGAAUAUCCCAGAUCAAAGGGGUGGGGAAGAGGCUGAAUUGCUUGGAAAAAUAACUCUAUGGCUAAACCCUGCUUGGGGUGGGGGGUGUCUUUCACAGCAUGUGCUUGACUUGCCCAUGACACACCAACACAACUGUGAGGAGCACGCGGAGUACAGGAUAUGCACAGCAAAGGGUGGCUAGCACUGCUGCUCCAGGCUCCAGUACUCAUCUGAAAACACCCAUCACUGAUGUAGAACAGUUAUUUAUUCUGCCUUAAUUUAAAUGCUGGUGUAUUCAUUGAAUGUCGCUUCCCACUUUUUCUUUUUAAAACUGUUUUAUUUUGUUGCUGUGGGGAAAAGAGGGGGAUCUUAGAGCUUCCACUGUAACCCAGGGAUAAACAAGGGACUUUCUGCAAGUUGCGUGGUGCUCAUGCUAUGGGGAAGCUUGUGUUGGAACAUUUUUUUUUUUAAUUGGACUUUAUCUUAUGUAUGCUGAAGUCAUUGGGAAUAUGACACGGUUUAUAUUAAAGUGCAAACACUGAUGUGCGUCCA